UUUUUAUAAGUAGCAAUUUCUUUUUUAAGGAUUUUGAUGCCUAAAGAGGAAGUAAUUGAAAAAAUUUACGAUUUCUUUAAAGUUAAAAUUAUAUAUGGAUCUUCUCUCUCUUUUAUUUCCUCGGUUAUAGAGUAGUAUUUUCCUCUGUUUUUCUCAAUGGAAUGAAAAAUACAUCUUCAUUCCAUUUGCUUUCCUCUCUCUCUCUCUGUCUCUCUCUGUGUUUGUAGGAUUCUCUACCCUUCUCCAAAGCAACAGUAACCAGAUUUUAAAUCAUCAAAUCAAACCAAAAUCAGAGAAAGAGAAAUGCUGCCGAAGACACUGCCCUCCUUGCCCGGUUUCCGGUGUCAGCCCCAAAUCUGAAGAACAACGACAAGGAGAGGAGAAGAAGAAGAAGAGGAAAGAAAGAGAAAUGCAAGAGACUCUGCUGAGUUUCUCUGAAAAAACCAUUGACCCAACUGACAACAACAGCAAUUAUAAGAAGCAAAAAUCUGAAGAAGAAGAAGAAGAAGAAGAAGAAGAAGAAGAAGAAGAAGAGGAGGUGCUGUUUGUGGUCGCUCCACCGCGCGUGGUGGUGGGUCGGACGCGAUCCCCAGCCGGGUCGCGGCGCGUGACUCCCACCGCCGGCACCACGAACGCCACCGUGGAAAAGGUCCUCCCAAACGGAGACCUGUACACGGGAGCGUUCUUGGGGAACGUGCCGCACGGGAGCGGCAAGUAUCUGUGGUCGGACGGGUGCAUGUACGAAGGGGAGUGGAAGAAGGGAAAGGCAAGUGGCAAAGGCAAGUUCUCGUGGCCCUCGGGAGCCACCUACGAAGGGGAAUUCAAGUCGGGCCGAAUGGAGGGCCACGGCACCUUCAUUGGCAUCGACGGCGACACCUACAAGGGCUACUGGGUCGCCGAUCGCAAGCACGGCUUGGGAGAGAAGUGCUACGCCAAUGGUGAUGUCUACGAAGGCUCCUGGAAAUGCAAUUUGCAGGAUGGCGGGGGGAGGUAUGUGUGGAGCAAUGGGAAUGAGUAUGUGGGUGAGUGGAAGAACGGUGUCAUUUCCGGGAAAGGGGUUUUGGUUUGGGCCAACGGGAACACGUAUCAAGGCCACUGGGAGAAUGGGGCGCCCAAGGGCAGAGGAGUCUUCACUUGGGCCGAUGGGAGUAGCAAUGCCGGCAAUUGGGGUAAGGAUUUCCAUUUUCAGGUGGGGGCUGCCAGGAAGAGGUCGUCGGCGGACGUGGAUAAUGUGGAUUUCGAUGUUGCCAGGAACGUGAAUUUUCCGCGGAUUUGUAUCUGGGAGUUGGAUGGAGAGGCUGGGGAUAUUACUUGUGAUAUAGUGGAUAAUGUGGAGGCCUCUAUGUUCUAUAAGGACGGCAAGGAGUGUAGGUAUGCAGGUUCUAUCGCGCAGACACCGAGGAGUCCGGGUUUGUCUGCCAAUGGGGAGAUCGAGAUCAAGAAGCCGGGGCAGAUGGUAUCCAAGGGGCACAAGAACUACGAUUUGAUGCUUAACGUCCAACUGGGCAUCAGAUACUCUGUGGGAAAGCAUGCUUCAAUUCUGCGGGAGCUUAGGCCAGGGGAUUUUGACCCCAAUGAAAAGUUUUGGACGAGGUUUCCACCGGAAGGAUCCAAGUGUACGCCCCCACAUCAAUCGAUGGACUUCAAAUGGAAGGAUUAUUGUCCAAUGGUGUUCAGACAUCUGAGGGAAUUAUUUGCAAUAGAUCCGGCGGAUUACAUGCUUGCUAUUUGUGGAAAUGACGCACUUAGGGAGUUGUCUUCUCCUGGAAAGAGUGGAAGUUUAUUCUACCUCACUCAAGAUGACCGACUUGUGAUAAAAACUGUCAAGAAAUCUGAAGUCAAGGUGCUUAUUAGGAUGCUUCCAAGUUACUACCAACAUUUUUGUCAGUACAAGAACUCUUUGGUAACAAAAUUUUUUGGCGUUCAUUGUGUUAAACCAGUGGGAGGUCAAAAGACACGUUUUAUCGUGAUGGGCAAUCUAUUUUGUUCGGAAUACCGUAUCCACAAACGGUUUGACCUCAAAGGUUCUUCUUAUGGCCGCACAACUGAUAAGCCCGAGGAGGAAAUAGAUGAGACAACAACACUCAAGGACCUUGAUUUGAAAUAUGUGUUUCACUUGGAAGGUUCAUGGUUUCAAGAACUUAUCUGGCAAAUUGAUAGAGACUGUGAAUUCUUGGAAGGGGAAAGAAUCAUGGAUUACAGUCUUUUAAUUGGUGUUCACUUCUGUGAUGAAUACUCAGGUGGUGAGAUGAAGAUGUCACCAUUCGAUAUGUUUUCAGGCAGAAGAGAUAUGCAUCACAAUGAGACAUUCAUUCGAGGAUAUCAUUUGAAUAAAGUAGAGCUGCAGGAUAAGGAUUGGAUUCUGGUAGACCGGGGACCACUAAUCCGGCUAGGGGCAAACAUGCCUGCAAGAGCAGAGCUGGUGUUGAGGGUUGGAUUGGAUCAGGAUUCAGGUAGUGGAAGUAGCAAUUCAACCCCAUCACAGUGUGGUCGGGAGAUCUUUGACGUGAUUCUCUUCUUUGGAAUCAUUGACAUUCUCCAAGAUUAUGAUAUUAGCAAAAAGCUAGAACAUGCCUACAAGUCCUUCCAAGUGGAUCCCACCUCCAUUUCAGCAGUGGAUCCAAAGCUAUACUCAAAAAGAUUCCGAGACUUCAUACACAGAAUUUUUGUGGUGGACAAGUGAAAUUUUGAAGAAAACCCAAUUUUUUUGGGUGGCUUAAUCCGGGUGAAAGCCGCCAUACAGCAGGACGCCAGGGUGUGAAUGCUGCAAAUAGGCGGUGUGGCUAAUCGGCCGAUGGCGGGAAAAGCCCUAGGGACGUUAAAUGGAUAACUUUUUGACAGGUGUUGAUAAAGAGAGAGACAAGGAGGGGGUGGGUGGUUCGCAUGAAGGUGUAUAUCUUUAAGAGAGAUACAGCAGGUGAUCAAAACGUUCUUUUUUCAAUUGUUUUAUUUGUGGUGGGCAAUUCAGAUAUAUUGGUCUCUGGUAGUAGCAGGGUAUGUAAAAUAGAGAAAUGCUCCAAGAGGAAUGAGGAAUAGGUGGGGAUUAAAUAAAAAAGUGUACAGUCAGAAAAAGAUGGAUAUUGGAAUUGAACAAAAAUUUUCUUGGCAUGUUA
Messenger RNA from Alnus glutinosa, 3113 nucleotides. Its product is annotated as phosphatidylinositol 4-phosphate 5-kinase 2-like. NCBI's taxonomy places the organism in Eukaryota, Viridiplantae, Streptophyta, Magnoliopsida, Fagales, Betulaceae. Gene Ontology annotation, biological process: phosphatidylinositol metabolic process. Gene Ontology annotation, molecular function: 1-phosphatidylinositol-4-phosphate 5-kinase activity; ATP binding. The transcript has 8 exons. The record is from RefSeq and is a predicted model, not a curated record. Bases 410 to 2683 code for a protein of 757 amino acids.